Messenger RNA from Mercurialis annua (annual mercury), 1793 nucleotides. RefSeq names its product serine carboxypeptidase-like 25. Gene Ontology annotation, biological process: proteolysis. The record is from RefSeq and is a predicted model, not a curated record. Lineage: Eukaryota; Viridiplantae; Streptophyta; Magnoliopsida; Malpighiales; Euphorbiaceae. Gene Ontology annotation, molecular function: serine-type carboxypeptidase activity. The transcript has 8 exons. The coding region runs from base 119 to 1522 and encodes 467 amino acids. Gene Ontology annotation, cellular component: vacuole.
UUUAUUCCAACUGAGACACUUCAUAUUUCCCAUCACACACACACAACUAGGACAAAUCAACCAUUUUUCAUUUUCUUUCUUCAUCUUCUUCUUCUUCUGUUAGCUGGCUAGGGUUCUGAUGGUCAUGUUCAUGGCCGAAAAACACAUAUUUUUGCCUAUAGUCCUUAUGUUACUCGUGGUUUUAGCCAGUGCUAACCAUGCAGUAAAUAAAGAAGAAGAAGCUGACAGAAUAAUUUCACUUCCUGGCCAACCUAAGGUUCCAUUUCAGCAAUUCUCUGGCUAUAUUACUGUCGAAAAAACCGCUGGCCGAGCUUUGUUUUACUGGCUUACUGAAGCUGUUUCUGAUCCUUUGUCUAAACCUUUGGUUAUUUGGCUCAAUGGAGGGCCUGGUUGCUCCUCAGUGGCCUAUGGUGCAUCAGAGGAAAUAGGCCCAUUCAGAAUAAACAAGACUGCCUCAGGUUUGUAUCUUAACAAGUUCUCAUGGAAUAUUAUGGCCAAUCUCUUGUUCUUGGAAGCUCCCGCCGGCGUCGGCUUCUCUUACAGCAACCGCUCUUCUGACCUGGAAGAUACUGGAGAUAUUCGCACGGCUAAGGACUCACUGGAAUUCUUGCUCCGAUGGAUGGAUCGAUUCCCACGAUACAAACUCCGCGAUGUUUAUAUUACGGGAGAGAGUUAUGCAGGGCAUUAUGUUCCUCAGCUAGCUAGAGAAAUUAUGAUGUACAAUAAAAGGACUAAGCAUCCAAUACAUCUCAAAGGAAUUAUGGUCGGAAAUGCAGUUACAGACAACUAUUACGACAACCUUGGCACAGUCGCGUAUUGGUGGAGCCACGCGAUGAUCUCUGACAAAACGUAUCAGCAAUUAAUGCACACAUGUGAUUUUCGUAAGCAAAAAGAAUCGGAUCAAUGUGAAUCAUUGUAUUCGUAUGCAAUGGAUCAAGAAUUUGGCAAUAUUGAUCAAUAUAAUAUCUAUGCACCUCCUUGUAACAAGUCUGAUGGUAGCACAUCUGCUCGUCGGAGCAUUCAAUUGCCUCAUUAUCCCCAUAAGAUUUUUCGUCAGCUAUCAGGAUAUGAUCCUUGUACUGAAAAGCAUGCUGAGGUUUAUUACAAUAGGCCUGAUGUGCAAAAAGCAUUUCAUGCUAACAUAACAAAAAUUCCAUACAAGUGGACUGCCUGCAAUGAACUUUUGAAUCGAAACUGGAAUGAUACAGAAGUUUCCAUUCUUCCAAUUUACCGGCAAAUGAUUGCCGGUGGCCUUCGGGUUUGGGUGUUCAGCGGCGAUGUGGACUCCGUGGUGCCGGUUACCGCUACUCGAUAUUCUCUUGCACAGCUUAAGCUAUCAACAAAAGUUCCAUGGUAUCCAUGGUACGUGAAGAAUCAGGUAGGAGGAUGGACAGAAGUGUAUGAAGGGCUAACAUUUGCAACAGUGAGAGGAGCAGGCCAUGAAGUCCCACUUUUCAAGCCUAGAGCAGCUCUUCAGCUAUUCAGAUCAUUUCUAAAAGGAGACCCACUUCCCAAAUCUUGAAAUUGAAAAAAAAAAUUGAAAGAAUUUUCUUUCUAAAUUCAAUUAACAAGUUUUAUUUGGUAUUGUUAUUGUUGUAGACAAAAGAAUUGUCUCAUUUUUUUAACCAUUGAAAAAACAAAUUGGUAGGAAGAAAAUCUCAAUUGUGGAAUAGAGAAAGAAAAAAAAAGUUGUGGUGGAGGAAAAAGGAUUUUGGUUGUAAUUAAUUAUGUAUUAGUUUAAAUAUUGAUUUCCAAUGAUUUGGUGGGAAUAAUUAAAAAGGAAAAUUGAUUAA